AGGGUUGCAACUGGGACGAGCAAGAAGCAGCUCACUUCGCAGCGGUAUGUAUUAUCUUUUGCAUUCUUUAACGUUGUGCUAACGACUCAAUUAGACACCAAAACUCUCUGCAUCGAGAUUUGA
Molecule: messenger RNA, 123 nt
Organism: Acaulospora colombiana
Lineage: Eukaryota; Fungi; Glomeromycota; Glomeromycetes; Diversisporales; Acaulosporaceae
Source: the annotation of a GenBank genome assembly